AUGUGUAUAUUACAAAAAUACUUUAAUAUUCAUGAAAUAAUGCGGUAUUUUGACAAAUUUCAAUUAUCCUAUAAGAAAGCAAUUGAGAAUCCAAAAUAUUGUUUUCAUGAUCAACCAAUCAAACAUUGUGAUUCAUUAGAGUUUAUCAAUAACCAUGAAAUGAAAGUGGUUGAAAAUGAAAAACUUCAUUUUAGUAAUGAUAAUAAUAAUAAUAAUAAUAUUGGUAAAAUGAUUUCAACCAUGUCAUCAUCAACGCCAAUUCGUCUAUUCAGUUGUUUCCCGCUUAAUCCGAAUUCGUUAUCCGUUAAUAAUGAUAAUCAUAAUCAUAAUAGCCUGAUUGAUAAACAUCGGACAUUGAACAGAAACAUUGAACACGUUGAAUCAUUAGUUAUGCCGUGUAAUGCUGCUUCACCAUUUCUAUUAUCAACAAUCAAUAAUUCAACGGCUAUCAUGUCCACAUUACCAAUUAACACAGGUCAGAUUGAAGAAUCAACUGGAAUAAUUGGUAAUACAUUGCAUAAUCUGUAUUCAAAGGAUAUUCGUGAUAUAUCUUCGGUAAAAGAUGCAUAUCUCACUACAAUAUCAAAUAAUUUUUUAACUUCAGAAUUAGAUAUCAAAGGAAAUAAUGCAUUAUUGACCUAUGGAAAAGUAUCCAGUGCUUUUCCACAAUUAUGUCAACAUCAUGAACGUCUAUUGGCACAACACUAUGAACAACCAGUAGUUGAAAUAACAAAAACUACUACUACUACUACUAUUACUACAACCACAUUAACAACAAUAGCAGAGACAAUGAAACGUAAUCGUAAUUUUGGCAGUGUUCCACGUUUAAAACAAACACAUACUGAUUUCCAUACAUUGUUCCCUAGUAGUAUACCAAGGAUGCUGGAGUCAACAGAACAACAAACAUCACACACACUAAUGAUGGAUGAUAUUAAUACUGUACAACCACAAAUGAUCACUGAAGCAGUUUGUUCACAACAGUAUAGAUCAUUAGCUGGUCAAAGUACAGCAACAGCUGCUGUGAUGGCAGCUGCUGCAGCUGCAGUCGCUGCACAAGCCAGUUCUUUGUCGAAAGCAGUCAAUUCAUCAAUAACAUUGGAUGCAUUUGAUUUAACUAAUCCAACAACAUCAAGUCCGUUAUUAUUUGUAAAUGAACAAAAAAUUAUUGAACCUGUGACAUUGAAUGAUAACAAGUUUUCUGAUUCAAAACUGUCAAUUAAUCACAAAGUAAUCAAUAUAGUUCAUCUUGAAUGAGACACGAUUGUUCAG
Schistosoma turkestanicum is the source of this 1269-nucleotide messenger RNA. The record is from the annotation of a GenBank genome assembly. NCBI's taxonomy places the organism in Eukaryota, Metazoa, Platyhelminthes, Trematoda, Strigeidida, Schistosomatidae.